GGUUUGGGAGGGAGGCUGCAAGGAGGGGCGCGGUGCCCGCCGCCGCCACCGCAGCACAGCGCAGCGUCUCUCCUGGGGGUAAGCCCCACGCUGGGGACCCAGCGCCCGGGCACCGGAGGCCGGCCUGGCACCGGUGCGGAGGCCGGCUCUCGCGAGGUGAGGAGGAAAAGCAGGAGGAAGAGAAGAAGGAGAAGGAGGAGGGCCGGAGCUGCCCCCGCCCAGCCGGAGCCCGUCAGGAGCGCUAGGAAAACCUACUCCCCCCGCCCAGCGCCGCUCUCCCCGCCCUCUCCCACGCCUUCCGCUUUCACCUAGGGCUGUAGGUGCGGCGCGGAGACUGGGCGGGAUCUACGCCGGCCCGAGCCCCGCCGGGGACCAGCGAGCCGGGAGGAGGAGCAGGCGCCACAGCAGCCCGGCGACCCGCGCCGGCUCGUAAUCCUGUCCGCUCCUUAUUCCGCCCCCGGGAACUGUGAGGAGGCGUCAUGUAGCAGCAGCAGCAGCAAAUCUGCCUCGCAUUGCAACUCUUUUUUUUUUUUUUUUUUUGGUGGGGCGGGGGGCGCGCGGCAAAAUUGUAUCUCCGCCCCCCUUUUCUUGCCCACUCCCAUUUGCAAGCUGCAUCUGCCUCUCUAAAAAAAUUAAAGGUGUUCGGGGAAGGACAGGGGGCCGUAAAUCAGAGUUGGACCUGCAAUAACCCCCGCACCUACAGGGCAACCAUGACCGAGGAGAGCUCUGAUGUUCCCAGGGAGUUGAUAGAAAGCAUAAAGGAUGUUAUUGGCAGAAAGAUAAAAAUUUCAGUGAAGAAGAAAGUAAAGUUGGAAGUUAAGGGAGACAAAGUUGAAAACAAAGUGCUGGUGCUUACAUCAUGCCGAGCCUUCCUUGUAACAGCGCGAAUCCCCACCAAGCUUGAGUUAACCUUCAGCUACUUGGAGAUUCAUGGCGUCAUCUGCAGCAAGUCAGCUCAGAUGGUUGUGGAAACUGAGAAGUGCAACAUCUCCAUGAAGAUGGCAUCGCCCGAGGACGUGAGUGAGGUGCUGGCUCACAUAGGCACCUGCCUGAGGAAGAUAUUUCCUGGCCUCUCUCCAGUGAGAAUCAUGAAAAAAGUCUCCAUGGAGCCGCCUGAGCGCCUGGCUAGUCUCCAGGCUCUGUGGGACAGCCAGACCGUGGCUGAGCAGGGCCCCUGUGGUGGAUUUUCUCAGAUGUAUGCCUGUGUUUGUGACUGGCUUGGAUUUUCUUACAGGGAAGAAGUACAAUGGGAUGUGGAUACAAUUUAUCUUACCCAAGACACCAGGGAAUUGAAUUUACAAGAUUUUAGUCACCUUGACCACAGGGACUUAAUACCUAUCAUUGCUGCUCUGGAAUAUAAUCAGUGGUUCACAAAGCUGUCCUCUAAGGAUCUAAAACUGUCCACUGAUGUCUGUGAACAGAUCUUGAGGGUGGUGAGUAGGUCCAAUCGACUGGAAGAAUUGGUGUUGGAAAAUGCUGGACUUAGAACAGAUUUUGCACAAAAACUGGCCAGUGCUCUAGCGCAUAAUCCCAACUCAGGACUCCACACAAUUAACCUUGCUGGCAACCCACUGGAGGAUAGAGGUGUGUCCUCUUUAAGUAUUCAAUUUGCCAAACUCCCGAAGGGAUUAAAGCAUUUAAAUUUAUCUAAAACCUCAUUAUCACCUAAAGGGGUGAACAGCCUUUCUCAGUCACUCAGUGCCAAUCCAUUGACCGCCUCUACCCUUGUCCAUCUCGACCUCUCAGGGAACGUCCUUCGUGGAGAUGACCUCUCACACAUGUACAAUUUUUUGGCCCAGCCAAAUGCCAUUGCUCAUCUGGAUUUAUCCAAUACCGAAUGUUCCCUGGACAUGGUCUGUGGAGCUCUUCUCCGUGGAUGCCUUCAAUAUUUAGCUGUGCUCAACCUCUCCAGAACUGUCUUCUCUCACCGGAAAGGAAAAGAAGUACCUCCAUCUUUCAAGCAAUUUUUUAGUAGUUCUCUGGCUUUGAUGCACAUCAACCUUUCAGGCACAAAACUGUCUCCUGAGCCCUUAAAAGCACUGUUAUUGGGCCUGGCUUGUAAUCAUAACUUGAAGGGGGUUUCUCUGGAUCUCAGCAACUGUGAGCUGAGAUCAGGAGGUGCUCAAGUAUUAGAAGGUUGCAUUGCUGAAAUACACAACAUCACCAGCUUAGACAUCUCCGACAAUGGUUUAGAAUCUGACCUAUCUACCUUAAUAGUGUGGCUCAGUAAAAACAGAUCAAUACAACACCUGGCGUUAGGCAAAAAUUUUAAUAAUAUGAAAUCCAAAAAUCUGACACCUGUAUUGGACAACUUAGUACAGAUGAUUCAAGAUGAAGAAUCACCUCUGCAGUCCUUGUCCCUGGCUGACUCAAAACUCAAGACUGAAGUCACCAUCAUCAUCAAUGCCCUGGGAAGCAACACCUCCCUGACCAAAGUGGACAUUAGCGGGAACGGAAUGGGAGACAUGGGAGCGAAGAUGCUGGCCAAAGCACUGCAGAUCAACACUAAGCUCAGGACUGUAAUAUGGGACAAGAACAACAUCACUGCACAAGGCUUUCAGGAUAUAGCUGUUGCUAUGGAAAAGAACUACACAUUAAGAUUUAUGCCAAUUCCUAUGUAUGAUGCUUCUCAAGCCCUAAAAACAAACCCUGAAAAAACAGAAGAGGCUCUGCAAAAGAUAGAAAACUACCUGCUACGAAAUCACGAGACUAGAAAAUACCUUCAAGAGCAGGCUUACCGCCUGCAGCAGGGUAUUGUCACCAGCACCACCCAGCAGAUGAUUGACAGAAUAUGUGUGAAAGUACAAGAUCAUCUCAACUCCUUACGAAAUUGUGGGGGAGAUGCUAUCCAGGAAGAUUUAAAAUCAGCAGAGCGGCUCAUGCGUGAUGCUAAGAACUCUAAAACGUUGUUACCAAAUUUAUACCAUGUUGGUGGUGCAUCUUGGGCGGGAGCCAGUGGCUUGUUAUCCAGUCCAAUUCAGGAGACCCUGGAAUCAAUGGCUGGAGAAGUUACAAGAGUAGUAGAUGAACAACUAAAGGCGUUGCUUGAGUCCAUGGUUGAUGCUGCUGAGAAUCUUUGUCCCAAUGUGAUGAAAAAAGCCCACAUUCGACAAGACUUGAUUCAUGCCAGCACCGAAAAGAUUUCUAUUCCACGUACCUUUGUUAAAAAUGUCCUGUUGGAGCAGUCUGGAAUUGAUAUCCUUAACAAAAUUAGUGAAGUAAAGUUGACAGUGGCCUCCUUCCUGUCUGAUCGAAUUGUGGACGAAAUCCUGGAUGCACUCUCACAUUGCCAUCAUAAACUGGCUGACCAUUUCAGCAGACGUGGCAAGACCCUUCCUCAACAAGAAUCCUUAGAGAUCGAGCUGACUGAGGAGAAGCCAGUUAAACGUUCCAUCAUCACAGUGGAGGAGCUAACAGAGAUAGAGCGUUUGGAAGAUCUGGAUACCUGUAUGAUGACCCCUAAAUCCAAAAGGAAGAGUAUCCAUAGCCGAAUGCUGCGGCCUGUUUCUAGGGCUUUUGAAAUGGAGUUUGAUCUAGAUAAAGCGCUAGAAGAGGUGCCAAUUCACAUCGAAGACCCGCCCUUCCCGUCCCUCAGACAGGAGAAGCGGAGCUCGGGAUUUAUCUCUGAGUUGCCUUCUGAAGAGGGGAAGAAGCUGGAACACUUUACCAAGUUAAGGCCAAAAAGGAAUAAGAAGCAGCAACCCACCCAAGCAGCGGUCUGUGCUGCCAACAUAGUCUCCCAAGAUGGUGAACAGAAUGGUCUCAUGGGGAGAGUAGAUGAAGGUGUAGAUGAAUUUUUCACCAAGAAGGUGACCAAAAUGGAUUCCAAGAAAUGGUCAACAAGAGGCUCAGAGUCUCAUGAGCUUAAUGAAGGAGGAGAUGAAAAGAAAAAGCGAGAUUCUCGGAAAAGUAGUGGCUUUCUCAACUUAAUCAAAUCCCGGUCCAAAUCUGAGCGGCCACCAACGAUCUUGAUGACAGAAGAACCCUCCUCACCAAAAGGGGCCGUCAAAAGUCCACCUGUGGACUGUCCCAGGAAGGACACAAAGGUCACCGAGAACAAUGGCAAUUCUGAACGGAUAGAGGAGAUAAAAACACCUGACUCCUUUGAAGAGAGUCAAGGGGAAGAAAUAGGGAAGGUGGAACGGAGUGACAGCAAGAGCAGCCCACAGGGAGGGCGGAGGUAUGGGGUCCAGGUGAUGGGCAGUGGUCUGCUGGCAGAGAUGAAAGCCAAGCAAGAGAAGAGAGCUGCGUGUGCACAGAAGAAGCUUGGGAAUGAUGCCGUAUCCCAGGAUUCUUCCAGCCCAGCCUUGAGCAGCGUAGAACGGUUGGAUGGAGGUGGGGCAGUGCCUAAACUGCACCCAGGUCUUCCAGAGAACCGCUUUGGUUUGGGAACACCAGAAAAGAAUACCAAAGCAGAACCCAAAGUGGAAGCAGGUUCCAGGUCUCGGAGCUCAUCCAGCACACCUACAAGCCCGAAGCCCCUCCUGCAGUCCCCCAAACCCAGCCUGGCAGCACGGCCCGUCAUCCCGCAGAAACCAAGAACCGCCUCACGGCCUGAUGACAUUCCAGACUCUCCAUCUAGCCCGAAAGUUGCCCUUCUUCCACCUGUCCUGAAAAAAGUUCCUUCAGACAAGGAGAGAGAUGGCCAGAGUAGCCCCCAGCCCAGCCCCAGGACAUUUUCACAGGAAGUUUCAAGGAGAAGCUGGGGCCAGCAGGCCCAGGAGUAUCAAGAACAAAAGCAACGGUCCUCCAGUAAAGAUGGCCGUCAAGGCAGCAAAUCUAGUGACUCUGGAGAAGAAGCAGAAAAAGAGUUUAUUUUUGUGUAAAGGUCACCCACGCAGAAGUCUUUCUGUGCAGGGUGCUUUGGUAGCCAUCAGAGAGGAACCAAGGGCACCACCUCUUCUUCCCAGGCGUUCUUCUCUCGGUGCUUUAUUCUCUUCUUUUUCUUUAUUUCUCCCCCUACCCCCAUCCCCUGCUUUCUUUUUUUUUUUUUUUUUUUUUUUUUUUAUGGUCUGAAUCUGAU
Messenger RNA from Mandrillus leucophaeus (drill), 5023 nucleotides. It is a transcript of the gene CARMIL1, whose product is annotated as leucine rich repeat containing 16A. Gene Ontology annotation, biological process: regulation of Arp2/3 complex-mediated actin nucleation; cell migration. The transcript is spliced from 37 exons. The record is from RefSeq and is a predicted model, not a curated record. Gene Ontology annotation, cellular component: lamellipodium; plasma membrane. Lineage: Eukaryota; Metazoa; Chordata; Mammalia; Primates; Cercopithecidae. Gene Ontology annotation, molecular function: protein binding. Bases 711 to 4826 code for a protein of 1371 amino acids.